Messenger RNA from Cotesia glomerata, 2426 nucleotides. RefSeq lists its product as uncharacterized. Bases 1353 to 2426 code for a protein of 357 amino acids. Gene Ontology annotation, molecular function: nucleic acid binding. Lineage: Eukaryota; Metazoa; Arthropoda; Insecta; Hymenoptera; Braconidae. Gene Ontology annotation, biological process: DNA integration. The transcript has a single exon. The record is from RefSeq and is a predicted model, not a curated record.
AUUAAAACGAGAUCUUUAUGUCGACAACUUAUUAACCGGAUCCAAUUCUUUGACCGAAAUUUUAAAAUUGCGUGACGAAAUCAUUCAACUAGUGCGAAAGGGUGGAUUUGAACUCAGACAAUGGGCUUCGAAUCACCGACACGCACUGGAUAAUUUCGAUCAAAGAACCUUAGAUUUAGAUUGUGCUAUUAAUGAUGAUCCUAUCUCUAAAACUUUGGGCAUAGCAUGGAAUUCUCUAACUGACGAAUUUAUCUAUACAGUCAAAUCAAACGAUUCAUCACGAAAAAUAACUAAACGAACCAUUUUAUCUGACAUUGCAAAAAUUUUCGAUCCUAUCGGAAUUCUCGGUCCUAUUGUAUUAGCGGCAAAAACCAUCAUUCAAGAAUGUUGGAAAUUAAAGGUCCAUUGGGAUGAAACGGUCCCACAAGAGUUGCAUUUGCGCUGGUGUAAAUUUGCUGAACAAUUACCCCUAAUCAAAGACUUUUCGGUUGAACGAAAUAUUUUAAUUCCUGAUCCGACUGACAUACAACUGCAUGGAUUUUGUGAUGCUAGUAGAGUAGGCUAUGGUGCUUGCAUUUAUAUAAGAUCAGUGAAUAAACAUGGAGACGUGAUCGUGAAAUUAGUUUGUUCCAAAUCUCGAGUUGCUCCCAUUAAAGAUGUUACAAUUCCAAAAUUAGAAUUAUGUGGAGCAUUAUUACUUGCUAAAUUAUAUAAGGAUACAAUUCCUUCAUUUAACUUUGACAUAUCUAAAGUCACAUUUUGGUCUGAUUCAACUAUUGUACUUCAAUGGCUCAAACGAUCUCCCAGCACUCUCAAGGUCUUUGAAGCGAAUCGCGUUACACAAAUUCAAACCCUUUGCAGUAAAAUCGAAUGGCGACAUGUCAGAACCAAGGAUAACCCGGCAGAUUGCUUAUCUAGAGGUCAACUUCCUUCUGAAUUUCUAAAUAACAAAAUGUGGUUGAUAGGUCCUACGUGGCUAUCACAGGAUCCUCUCAAUUGGCCUAACUUAAAGCCAACAGUUCUUUCUGAACUUCCUGGUGUUCGAAAAAUUACUUGUUUACUAGCUUCCACUGACAAUUUAUUUAAACGGUUUUCAUCAUAUUCUAAACUUAUAAAUUCUUUUUCCUAUUGUUUGCGAAUGUUAAAAGAUAAUCCAUUCAAACACAAACCUUUAAACGUAGAAGAAAAAUUAUUAACUGAAAUUAAAAUCUUAACUCUGAUUCAAAACGAACAAUAUUAUGAUGAAAUCAAACAAAUUAAAGAAACCGGAGAGACUAAAAAUCUACGAUUACGAUGCCUUAAUCCAUUUAUUGAUUCAAACGGAUUAUUGAGAGUGGGAGGCCGUUUGAAACAUGCUCCUAUAUCCUUUUCGAAAUCAUCCUAUUUUAUUACCUUCACGUCAUUAUGUUACGGAUCUAAUUAUUAGAGAAACUCAUGAAAGUUUGUAUCAUUCGGGUAUACAAAGUACACUUUCAAAUCUUAGACAUAAGUUUUGGCUGCUAGAUGGCAAAAAUCAAGUACGUAAAAUCAUUAGACAUUGCGUUAAAUGCAUUCGAUAUCAACCAAUUCUCUUACAAAGUAAAAUGGCCGAUUUGCCUAGUUCUAGAGUCUCGGAAUCUCCGCCAUUUUCUCACGUAGGAAUUGAUUAUUUUGGACCUCUCUUUAUCAAGGAACGUAAAUUUCGAAACAGAACUAAAGUCAAGGUCUAUGGAUGUGUUUUUGUUUGCAUGGCUACUAAGGCUGUACAUUUAGAAAUCGUAAGUGACUUAACUACCGAGGGUUUCUUAGGAGCUUUCGGACGUUUUAUUGGUAGAAGAGGGGUUCCAUCUCAUGUAUAUUCUGAUAAUGGUACCAAUUUUGUGGGUGCAAAUAAUCAAUUAAUAGAACUUUACCAACUAUUCAACUCUAAGUCCCAUCAGGACAUUGUUAACAACUAUGCCAUAAAGAGAAACAUUGUCUGGAAAUUCAAUCCACCUUUAUCUCCUCAUUUCGGGGGUAUCUGGGAGGCGGCAGUCAAGUCAUUUAAACACCAUUUUAAACGAGUAGUGAAAGAACAACUUUUAACAUUUGAAGAAUUAAAUUCUCUGGCUAUACAAAUUGAAUCUAUAUUAAAUUCUCGUCCUCUAUGUUCAUUGUCAAGUGAUCCUAAUGAUCCUAUUGCUUUAACUCCUGCACACAUUUUAAUAGGUCGUCCUCUCACUAUGCUACCUGAAAAUGAUUUUUCUGACGUUCCAGAUAAUAGACUAAGCUCAUGGCAAUUCACUGUCAAGGCGCGACAAGAUUUCUGGAAACGCUGGUAUUUGGAAUACCUUCAUGAGUUGCAGACCAGGCAAAAAUGGGACUCCAAUCGAGGGGAUAUUAAGGUCAAUCAAAUUGUCUUACUGAUGGAAAAAACCAACCCUGUAUGCGGUGGCAGCUGGGAGUAG